AUGAGCUGCUGUGGCUGUUCAGGAGGCUGUGGCUCCAGCAGUGGGGGCUGUGGCUCAGGCUGUGGGGGGUGUGGCUCCAGCUGUUGCAAGCCUGUGUGUUGCUGUAAGCCUGUGUGCUGCUGUGUCCCUACCUGUUCUUGUUCCAGCUGUGGGGGCUGUGGCUCCAGCUGUGGGGGCUGUGGUUCCAGCUGCUGCCAGCCUGUGUGUUGCUGUAAGCCUGUGUGCUGCUGUGUCCCUACCUGUUCUUGUUCCAGCUGUGGGGGCUGUGGCUCCAGCUGUGGAGGCUGUGGCUCCAGCUGUGGGGGCUGUGGCUCCAGCUGUGGGGGCUGUGGUUCCAGCUGUGGAGGCUGUCUGCUGCAAGCCCUGCUGCUCUUCAGGCUGUGGGUCUUCCUGCUGCCAGGGCAGCUGCUGAAGCUUGUUCCAAUGUCUCCAUGUGUUGCCAUUGCAAGAUUUUCAACUCAAAACUGGAUUUUAGUGCCCAUGAAGAGGCCAUCUGCUCCUCCACUGUGUGCUAACAAAUUCUCCUCUGCAGUCAUAUUACCUGUAGUGCCCUCACCAGAGCCCACCUACUUCCUGCAGGAAGAGACCCAGAGAUCUAGUAACUCCCUCAAGUCCUCCUUCACCCUGUCCUUCUCAUGGUGGAUUUCCUCCGCUGUCCAGCAGGUGGCAGCCAUACUGCUUUUAACCAUGACCUGCUGUGGCUGUUCAGGAGGCUGUGGCUCCAGCUGUGGGGGCUGUGGCUCCAGCUGUGGGGGCUGUGGCUCCAGCUGUGGAGGCUGUGGCUCCAGCUGCUGCUGCAAGCCUGUCUGUGGGGGCUGUGGCUCCUGUGGAGGCUGCAAGGGAGGCUGUGGCUCCUGUGGAGGCUGCAAGGGAGGCUGUGGCUCCUGUGGAGGUUGCAAGGGAGGCUGUGGCUCCUGUGGAGGUUGCAAGGGAGGCUGUGGCUCCUGUGGAGGCUGUAAGGGAGGCUGUGGCUCCAGCUGUGGGGGCUGUGGCUCCUGUGGAGGCUGCAAGGGAGGCUGUGGUUCCUGUGGGGGCUGUAAGGGUGGCUGUUGCCAGUCCAGCUGCUGCAAAACCAUGACCUGCUGUGGCUGUUCAGGAGGCUGUGGCUCCAGCUGUGGGGGCUGUGGCUCCAGCUGUGGGGGCUGCGGCUCCAGCUGCUGCUGCAAGCCUGUGUGCUGCUGCAAGCCUGUGUGCUGCUGUGUACCUACCUGUUCCUGCUCCAGCUGUGGGGGCUGCAGCUCCUGUGGGGGCUGCAAGGGAGGCUGUGGCUCCUGUGGGGGCUGCAAGGGAGGCUGUUGUCAGUCCAGCUGCUGCAAACCCUGUUGCUCUUCAGGUUGUGGGUCAUCUUGCUGUCAAUCCAGCUGCUGCAAGCCCUGCUGCUGCCAGUCUAGCUGCUGCAAGCCUUGCUGCUCUUCAAGUUGUGGGUCAUGUUGCUGCCAGUCCAGCUGCUGCAAGCCCUGCUGCUGCCAGUCCAGCUGCUGCAAGCCUUGCUGCUGCCAGUCUAGCUGCUGUAAGCCCUGCUGCUGCCAGUCCAACUGUUGUAAGCCCUGCUGCUGUCAGUCCAGCUGCUGCAAGCCUUGUUGCUCUUCAGGUUGUGGGUCUUCUUGCUGUCAGUCCAGCUGCUGUGCCCCUGUGUGCUGCCAGUGCAAGAUCUGA
Molecule: messenger RNA, 1656 nt
Organism: Arvicanthis niloticus (Nile rat)
Lineage: Eukaryota; Metazoa; Chordata; Mammalia; Rodentia; Muridae
Source: RefSeq, a predicted model, not a curated record